AUGUGUUACCUCGUCGUCGAGCGGUUCUCGGUCUGCCAUUGCGUGUACUACAGGCAUAGUGUCGAUAUGUGCGCGGCAUAUGGCACACAAGGACACCCAGUUCAAGAGAGGACCGUCUGGGUCGGAUACGCCUGCGACAAGCACUCUACACAU
Molecule: messenger RNA, 153 nt
Organism: Amorphotheca resinae ATCC 22711
Lineage: Eukaryota; Fungi; Ascomycota; Leotiomycetes; Helotiales; Amorphothecaceae
Exons: 1
Source: RefSeq, a predicted model, not a curated record